Nannizzia gypsea CBS 118893 is the source of this 1035-nucleotide messenger RNA. Its product is annotated as membrane-bound O-acyltransferase domain-containing protein 1. The coding region runs from base 1 to 1035 and encodes 344 amino acids. Gene Ontology annotation, cellular component: endoplasmic reticulum; membrane. The record is from RefSeq and is a predicted model, not a curated record. Gene Ontology annotation, biological process: glycerophospholipid biosynthetic process; lipid modification. Gene Ontology annotation, molecular function: 1-acylglycerol-3-phosphate O-acyltransferase activity; 1-acylglycerophosphocholine O-acyltransferase activity. Lineage: Eukaryota; Fungi; Ascomycota; Eurotiomycetes; Onygenales; Arthrodermataceae. The transcript is spliced from 2 exons.
AUGUUCGACCUGCCGCCGGGUGUUGAUCCGUCCAAGGCGGCUCCUACGAGCAAGAAGCGGAAAAUACCCAGAAGCGGCAGGCCGGCUGCUCUCAAGGCCCUAUUGGGACUGGCGUUCAUCGGUGCUUUCGUUGUAUUUGCGCCCAUGUACACUACCAAUCUUCUGCUGGGCAAGGAAUUCGCUGCAUACGGGUUCUUCAGGAAGAUCUGGGUGAUGUAUGUGUUUGGAUUUGCGGCUAGAUUGAAGUACUACGGUGUUUGGUCUUUGGCUGAAGGUGCUUGUAUCCUCUCUGGAAUGGGAUAUAACGGUGUCGACCGCAACACGGGACAGGUGUUUUGGAAUAAGCUUGAGAACGUCAACCCCUGGGGUCUAGAGACUGCUCAGAACCCUCAUGCGUUCCUCGCCAACUGGAACAAGAAUACAAACCAUUGGCUACGGAACUAUAUCUACCUCCGUGUCACCCCCAAGGGGAAGAAACCUGGUUUCCGUGCAAGUUUGGCUACCUUUGCUACCAGUGCCAUUUGGCAUGGUUUUUACCCAGGUUACUACCUGACGUUCAUCCUGGGCUCUUUUGUCCAAACAAGCGCCAAACAUUUCCGCCGUCAUGUCCGCCCCUUUUUCCUAACCCCUGACGGCACCGCUCCAACUGGUUUCAAAAUAUACUACGACAUCGUCAGCUGGGUUGCAACCCAACUCACAAUGAGCUUCACCAUUGCUCCAUUCAUCCUCCUGGAUUUCGCGGACUGCACUAUCCUCUGGGGUCGCCUCUACUUCUACAUCAUAAUCGGCAUCGUCGCCACCCUCACUUUCUUCAACAGCCCCGCAAAAGCCCAGCUAACUCGCAGGCUAAACAAACGCAACAAGGUUGCCACCGGAAAGGCUGGGAGAUGUAACCUGGCAACCUCGCCCAACAAGACAAGCCGGCUUAAUGAAGCUGCCGCUGCCAAAGCAAGGGAGAAAGCCCAGGCUGAUGCCAGGGGAGGUGCAGGCUGGUCAAACACCGUAUACCGAGCAACCUCUUGGUCUGCCCAAUGA